GUUGUCAAGCUUCACUUUAACUCCAGUUAAACCUAAUAAUCAGUGAGUCUCUGACGUGCAGUCACUUAAAGACAUGGAGUUCUCAACGGAUUCAGAGAAACAGCAGCUGAUCGAGACUCACUUGGAGCAUCUUAUAUGGACGAGUCCUCCAGAAGAAAAGUAUUCAGGCUCAGAGUUCAGUGAAGAAACCUCCAGUGUGGAUGGUUCGUGGGAGUCUGAUUGGUUUUGUCAGGAGACGACUGGGAUGUCUGAAAGUCAGACGAGACGUUCGGCCAGAAAGAAACUCUACGUGGCCUGUGCUGUCAGCCUCGUGUUCAUGACCGGAGAGCUGAUUGGUGGAUACGCUGCUCACAGUCUGGCCAUCAUGACGGACGCAGCUCAUCUUCUGACCGACUUCGGCAGCAUCGUGGUCAGCAUCUUCUCUCUGUGGAUCUCGUCCAGGCCUCAGACACAAAACAUGACCUUUGGAUGGCAUCGAGCAGAGAUUCUGGGCAUGCUGCUGUCCAUCGUGUCCAUCUGGGCUGUGACGGUAGUCCUGGUCUUAUCGGCCGUCCAGAGGAUCACGGAUGGAGACUAUGACAUCGACAGUCAGAUUAUGCUCGUAACUUCAGGCUGUGCUGUCGGGGUCAACGUCCUGAUGGUCCUGAUCCUGCAUCAGUCUGGCGCCUCACAUGGCCACAGCCACGGGUUUCCCACCGUCCGGACGCACCAAGACAAACAGCAUCACGGUCACGGUCAUGGAAACGCGAGUGUGAAGGCUGCUUUCAUCCACGUGGUGGGAGAUCUGCUGCAGAGCGUCGGCGUCCUGCUGGCUGCAACCAUCAUCCACUUCUGGCCUGAAUAUAAAGUCGCGGAUCCGAUUUGCACCUUCCUGUUCUCGGUUCUGGUUGUUGCGACAACAUUUCCGGUCACGAAGGACGUUUUCAGGAUCCUGAUGGAAGGAGUCCCUCAGGAUCUGAGCUUCAGCGCUGUCAAAGAUCUGCUGCUGUCUGUCAGAGGAGUCGCUGCUGUUCACGGUUUACACAUGUGGAGCAUCAACAUGAGUCAGUCUCUGCUUUCAGUCCACGUGGCUGCAGAAGAAGAUUCUGAUUCCCAGAUGAUCCUCAGGAAGGCGACAAAGCUGCUGAGAUCCGAGUUCGGUUUUUCCAGCAUCACGAUUCAAGUGGAGCGAUGCAGGAUUUCUGCUGACAGCCUUGAAGCUGUAAGAUGAGUCCAGACCAGACUAAUGACUGGAAAAGAAACGAAUGAGGAAAAGAGUUCCUCAAGAAAUGGUUGCUGCAGUGGAACAGCCUCUGACUCGAAUGUUUUUAAGCAGCAGCGACGUUUUACAGCAGGACUGUUUUCCAGCUACACACUGCAGAAAGUAGUCAGACUCCGUCACUUUUUGCAAGUUUUAUUAAAUUAAAAUAAUAAAGUUUGCAUUCUUAGUUUAAUCUACUCCUAACUACCCAACAUGACAUAUUUAUUGAUAUUAUUGUUUUGUGGAUUUUUUGAAAGAAAGAAACUGAAAACUUGGUGGCUCCGUCCAUCUUUUAUAUACAAUCUAUGAUCUGAAUGCUUUUGAGGAGAAAUUUCAGUUUUACAUUUUUAAUAAAUUAGCAUAAAUUUCCAAAACUGUGGUUUUACUUUGUUAUUGUAAGUUAUUAAUUGUAGACUGAUGUGAAAAAAGUCAGUUUUUCUAUCUAAAACGAAACCUACAACACAGUAAAGUGUGAAAAAGUGACAGGGUCUGACUACUUUCUGGAGUUUCUGGUUCAUGUUUUGAUUGCAGGAGUGCAGUACUAUAAAGCCAGCUGCUUUAACAUUUAAUUACAUGUAUCUGAUGCAGAUACACAUAAUUACAUUCAAGCUAGUUAAGAAGAACAUUACAAAUACCCACAUUGUCAGUUUUCUCAUUACAGAUAUCUAGAAUUCAGCAGCAGAUAUCUGUAAUGAGAAUUGCAGCUAUUACAGCUAAAUUAUAAUUAGCUGUAAAUCCAGUUUUAGGUGUCUACAGUUUAGCUCUGACUAGUCAGAAUUCUAGUUCAGGAUGUUGUUAAGAUAUCUGCAUUGUCCUUUUCAGAUAUCUUAAGUUUGAACUUGUCAGAGCGACAUUAUAGAGGUCUUGAACUGCAAAUCUGCCAAGUGAAAAUGUAAUUACAGAAAUCCUGAAUUAGACUUUUAACUUGGUAAAAUUGCAGAUAUCUGUAAUUACAUGUCGUAGGUUUGCUUCUCAAACUGCAGACAGUUUUACCACCUGCUAGUCAAUUUCAACCACAAGUCUCUGAUGAACGAAGCUAUUUUAUGACAUUUUAAACAAUCUUAUCCACCACAGUUUUGUCUGAAACAGUGUUUAAAUUUGCUGGACAUCCAUGAGCAGCAUCAUACAAGACAACUCAGACCAGUCAUAAUGACAUUUGCGAUGUCUGCAACUAUUAUUUUAACCAGUCAACACUGAAUUACAGAUAUUUCAUUAUCUUUUGACAACAGAUAGAUUCUGGUAUAAAAAUUCAAACUGUGCAACUACAACUAGUCAAAAUGACGUCGCUAAUGUGUGUAAUUUUAUUUGUGGAAGCUAUUAAACGUUAAAACAGGC
Molecule: messenger RNA, 2575 nt
Organism: Amphiprion ocellaris (clown anemonefish)
Lineage: Eukaryota; Metazoa; Chordata; Actinopteri; Pomacentridae
Product: proton-coupled zinc antiporter SLC30A2-like
Exons: 8
Coding region: 74-1210 (378 amino acids)
Biological process (GO): response to zinc ion; zinc ion transmembrane transport
Cellular component (GO): plasma membrane
Molecular function (GO): zinc ion transmembrane transporter activity
Source: RefSeq, a predicted model, not a curated record